GGCGAGGGAAAAAUCAAACAGGAUGCGAUGCUGUCGUAAUGCGACCUUCGUCCGAGUUCGCAGUUCUCGUCACUCUUGCUCCGGUAUGUACGUUCGUCACGGAAAGCAGUUGUAAUGCUUUGGGCUUGACAGGUCUCAAGUUAGAUAAUCGAAGAGCACCAGGCUUGCUUGCGCUGUGUAGCCGUGUCGCGACGAGCUGGAGAAUGCGCAGAUACACCAGCCCUAUGUAUGUAUGUCUGUUUGGCGGAUGCGGCAGAAAAGCUAAGGGUGUAGGGGUGGGUGUGUGUAUGCAAGGGUAUCCUAUGGUGAGGCAGAGCUUGAGGCGAAUGGCGUUUCUCGGACCGAAGCAGGCAGGAAUGAUGCUUUGCACGGGCUUGGGAGUCUAAAACUGACAAGGUUGGGGAAGAAUGGAUACUCAAAGGGAAAAAGAAAAAAGAAAAAGAAGAAAAAAUCUCCCCCAGAAAAGACGCUCGGUCUGCAACUAGAUGUGGUACCCGAGUUGUAUUUACAGGGUGCUAAA
This is a messenger RNA of Sodiomyces alkalinus F11, 520 nucleotides long. RefSeq lists its product as hypothetical. The transcript has 2 exons. The record is from RefSeq and is a predicted model, not a curated record. NCBI's taxonomy places the organism in Eukaryota, Fungi, Ascomycota, Sordariomycetes, Glomerellales, Plectosphaerellaceae. Bases 39 to 386 code for a protein of 115 amino acids.